CCAUCGACGCAGCCCUAAACUUCACGUCGUUGUAGUUCUUCAUCGUUGGAAAAUUACUUAAGUGGUGUAAGUUUACGGGGUUUCGCGCUAAAUGUGGAGUAAAAGUGAGCUUUAGCAUGGAACUGCUCGAUUCGGAUAGAUUUGGUGAAAGUUUCCACGAUAUUUUCGUGCAAAAUCUUGCAAACAGGAAAGUGAAAGAUGACAAAAUAAAACGGAAAGACCAUACGAAUAAGGAUGGAGAGCUGCUAUCUCCGUGGAUCGAAAUCACACCGAAUGCAUCCAAGUUCGCGGUUUACAAUGCGAUUCGCUCGAUUGUGUUGGAGGUGGAGACGAAAAAUUCAAAAUUUGCUUCUACCGGAGGACCGUUGGGUAAACCAAACAAACCGUUCUGCUAUCAUCAAAAUGGCUCUGGAAAUGACAAUGAACAAAACUGCUUAUCGUGCAAGGAAAAGGCCAAAGAUCUGAACUCGUUCAAGGAAGCGGAUAUUCCGGAAUUUGAUUUCGAAGAGAACUUUGAUAACGAUGAAUCGGUCCCGUGCAAUGUUCCCAAGAUUGUCGGCGCUGGUUUGGAGAGUUUGUUCGAAAUCAUAUCAGAAACCCGGACUGAACAUCCAAGGAUUUGUACAAAGGCAUUAAAAUCACUGUAUGAUAUUAUUCAAGGUCAAGAUCCCGAAAGCUUUCGUAAUGAACCUGAAAAGCUAUUCGGUUCGCUGUAUGAUAUUUUGCUGGAGCUGGCCACUAUGCAUAACCAACCGCCUCCAAACAUGGGUCUGCACCAAAAGGACACCAAUUGGUCAUCAAUUAGUUGCUCAACCCUUUUAGCUCUGUGCACCGUGCAUGGAGACACUGGCAAGAUUCUGAAAGCAGUUACAUCAAUUUUGAUGUCACCGAAGAUACUUUCCGGGCAGAUGAUUCAGUUACCACAAAGCAUAAUUAAACUGCAACGUAGCGUCCAGUCUGUAGCGCUGGGAAAAUUAAGCAUUCCAGAUUACUAUACGUAUGGAAUCUCUCAGAAUAGCUUGAUAGAUUAUUUCAAUAUAAAAGAUUACAUGUUUGUCGAGAAAGUUUUCUCACCAAACUGUAUCACCUCUGAUGGUAAAUUUAUCUACAUACUGAUAUCAAAAUCGCUGGUUAAAAUAGGUUCCGGAUUCAACGGAACCGUGCCCGGCUUCAUAUAUGGAAUUGCUAAAGAUUUCGGUAAAGAACGUAACGAAUGGAUCGGGUAUUGCAACAACAAACUGUUCUACAAGAAACUUUCGAAGCGUACCAUGGACAGUCUACUCGUGGUAGAUACCGAAACACUGCAGAUAACAGGUUCAAUGCAAACGCAAGCUUCUGUAUCUAUGAAAGAUGGAAAUAACUGUUUGCUGUUUUCGGACGGAGAAUCCAUCUGCAGUAUUUGUACCACAUCUGGCAGCGAUAAUCUUCUUGUCAAGCAACUAUAUUCGAAGAACUCGUUCGCGUUCGAUCUCAACUUAAAAUUAGCCAAAAAUGGUUUCUACACCUUAGGAUAUUCCUUGUUCGAAGAGGAGAUUCUCAGUGAGAACCAGCUCAAGAAAAUACAAAGCACAAGCAAUGGAUUUAUUCCAACGCUUCCCAACGAGGUCAAUCUCAACGGCAUAUCCUGCGGAAAAGAGUUUGGACUUGUCGUGGGAAGCAACGGCAAGGUGUAUUACUACGGCAAAGGAAGCAGUCUUGGGUUGAAGGCCGUUGGGAAGAAUCCCAGCUUGAAGCUUAACGAGAUCGUCAUUUCUAAAGCAACUAAUUUUACCCAAGUUUUUGUCGGUCACGAUGGCAUUCAUGCACUGCUGCUGAACGAAGAUGGAACGGUUUUCUUCGCCGGAACGGCUCGCAGGGGAGAAGAUGGCGAGCAGUCCAAGAAUCGUCGCCAGCUGAAAGCGGUUAAGCCGAAAAAGAUAAGUAAAAUCGACGGAUACUUUAUCAUGAACAUCUCGUGCAACAAUGGGACGUCGGCAUUCGUUACCAAGGACGGAAAGCUGAUCAUGUUUGGGAAGGACACCAACUACUGUGACUCGUCCGGUAUUGUAACCGGACUAAGCGAUGCUCAGAUCGUAAAGGUUGCACUCGGUAAAGCGCAUUGUGUCGCUUUGGACGCCAAAGGACAGCUGUACACGUUUGGGUUGAACAACAAGGGUCAAUGCGGACGGAAAUUCAUCAAGGAUCGUAGCGAGGAUACUUUUGAUCCCAAACCUGCAACAAAGGCGUCAUUCAAACCGAUGUGCUCAAUCGACGAGCACAACAUUGUUGAUGGCAAGUGUAGGAUCUGCAACGUUUGCCGUGAAUGCACCGGCUACAACACGGCAUGUGUUUCCACCAAGAAAACAUUCGUCAACGAGCGAGUUCCGGGAAUGCCAUGCUCUUGCGGUCACGGCAGUGCUGGAUGCUCAAAAUGUGGAAGUUGCAGCACUUGCGUUGCUUCGCAGGAGAAUGGCUCUCUUUCGAUUGAAAACAACUCUGAAGCUCAAACAAUCCUUGAAAAGGCCAAAGAGGCGCUUCACAAAAAGUACGACAACUUGCGGCACGCGGAUGAGGCGAACCAGUUUUCCGAUCCGGACACGCCCCGUGUGGUGCCGGUUCCUCCGCAGCGGGUAGAACUACCCACAAAGAGUCCCAUCGUGCAGAUCAGCUGUGGGCUUCACCAUACCGUCGUGCUAACGCUCUCCGGUGAGGUGUUCACCUUCGGCAGUAAUCAGUACGGUCAGCUUGGAACCGGCGACCUGCAGCCAAUUUCCGGAGCACAUUUGGUAAAGAUCCCGCACAUGGUCAGCCAGGUCGCUGCCGGAAGCAAUCACACCGUAAUUUUGACGACUAAGGGCAUCGUUUACACUUUUGGAAACUAUCAAAAAGGUCAGUUGGGCAGACUUCCGGGUGAAACUAACCUUGUGGCGGGACAGGAACCGUAUGGUAUAUCGUCCAACAAUAUGGCAAAUCGGAUGGAUCAAUCGAAUGAUAAGGGAAGCGUCGCAGAUAUCCUGAUGCAGCGGCAAAAAUUCCUGUGGAAUUGUUCUCCUGGAGCCGUGACCGGUAUCGGCCCCUCCACGGGCAAGAAGGCAUCGUGGAUCGGGGCCAGCGGCGACCAGACGUUCGUCAAGGUCGACGAAUCGCUCGUGAACGCGUCGAUGCUGUCCAAGUUCAGCGUGGUGGCAGAUAAAAACACCAUCCUGUUGAUCCCGAAUAGCAACUAUCAGCUCAACUGCAUCGCCAUCAAUCGGCGCAAUGGAAACUGCAAAGCUCACAACGAGAACCAGUUUGACUUCAAAACCAUCGUCAACAGGGUCGACGAGGGGGGUUUGAACGCCGCCCGAAAACGUCCGAAAGUACAGCAGCCGGCGCAGCUUCCUGGUGCGGAAGCGUUGCUGGAGAACCAGCCAGAGGCGUUGGCUUUGUCGGAGAUGGAUAUUGGUUACGAAUCCAAGUAUGGCGCGGCGGAUACUAGUAAGCAUCCCACCGUUAGCUUGGCGUUUGCCGUUGAUCCGUGCUUCAAUAUUUUGUGGGGUUUUGAUAGCGUGUCCAAAACAAUGAUGUUCUUCAAUGUGAUUGCGUCGGAAAUUUCACCAAGCGCAGAGCACGCAAAGGACUUGGUCGCCCUGCUGACGCCGGAAAUUGCAUUACCGACUCAUGAAGACGCUGAAGUCACCCGGUACCAAGCAUCGUUGAACAUUUUAGCAACGCUGGAUAUUUUGACGACCAACCAGAAAAUGCUCAAAACCUGCUUCCUGCCCUCAGACGUGAGUCUCAAAGUGAACCUGGACGGCAAGGACAACUGCGAGUACAACACCGUGUGUCGUUUCGAGAACUUUGGUGGAGGAUGGGGCUACUCGAGCUACAGCGUUGAGGCCGUACGCUUCAUGUGCGAUGCUGACGUUAUCAUUGCCGGUUUCGGUAUGUACGGAGGUCGUGGAGAGUACACGUGCAAGCUAAAGCUGUUUGAUCUGGGUUAUGAUGGUGGAACCAACGAAAAGGAUGGCGUUCUGAUAUCCGAAGUCGAAGAAGUGCCCUUUGAGUGUCCUUCAAAGUGUAAAUUCAACAUCACUCUACCAAGUCCGGUGACAAUCAGCGCAGAACGGUGGUACCUGGUUCUGGCCAAGAUCUCCGGCCCAUCGUCCGACUGUGGCUCGUCGGGGCAGUCUUCGGUCACGACGUCCGACAAUGUCACGUUCCACUUCAAGACGUCGAAGAAGGCGAACAACGGCACGAACGUCAGCUCGGGACAGAUUCCGUCCAUUUUGUACCGGGUCAUAUCGCAAAACAGCAAGGCCGUGUUUCCGACGGUUUCGAGCGAGCCCGUUUGCAAGCUGACGAAAAAGUUUGCCAACACGCUCACGAAAGAUUGCUUCGAGAGCUUGGUCAUGCUGCUGAACUGGUCGUGGAGUUCGUUCAAAAUAUCGACCACCGAUCUGCUGGAGACUCGCAAGGCGAACCAGAAUGCAAUUUCGCUCAACAGACUCGUUUACAUUUGCAAGGCAAGUUUGCGUCUACUGAGGAAGUAUAUAAACGAGAUUUAUCCGUACAAGGGAUUCAACAAUAGUGAAAAACCAAACAACAAAGUUAAAACACUUGGUCCACGGCAAGACUCUAAGCAGGACAAGUCACCGAAAAGUAAAGUCUACGAAGUGAACGGACUCAUCUCGUCGGUGGAGAGCAAAACCGACCUGCUCAAGGUGAACGAUAUCAACAUUAUGGAGAUCAACACGCCAAUGUCCAACAAGAAGAUUGCAUCCGAGAGCAUCCAGCUGGCGGAAUGUAUCGGCGAUGUUCGAGCGCUACUGACGCAGAUACUUUGUGAUGAACUGCCAUAUCAGUCCGGAAACGAUAUCUGUACAAUGAUUCUGGACGUGCUGGAUGAAUGUCACAAAACGUUUGUUAGCUGCUUCAACGCGUUCUAUCCUACGUCAUUCCUCAAGUGGAACUGUAUUUGCAACCUGUUGGCACAAAUAGACAAGGGGAUCCUACACUCCCGCUUGCUCAGCGGUGUGCUGGCAGGAUUGUGUGAUCCAAACAUCAAUCUGCGGUCGACGUUCUCGAUGCUGUCGCCCAACGUGGAGUACAAAUCGCUCACGAGUCCCAGCGAUAACUUGGGCUUUCCGAUGCUGGUGAGUUCGGAAAACUACCAGUACCCGAUCCUGGUUGAGCAGAUGCUCUACCGUACGCAGAAGGAGAAAACAAUCACCUGCAACUCGUGGACUUUUAAGGACGUGCUGAGCCGCUUGCUUGACAUCAUCUCCAAACCGAUUCGGUUGAAGAUUGAGAACAUUUACAACAAUCAAAGUACGGACAUUUAUAAUGGUGAUGGGAUGAAGCAACGCUUGAACAACAAUUUGAUAACCAACUCGUGUCGGUUGCUGUCGAAAAUGUUGGCUGAAAUUAUCUACCAAAAUUGUACCAUUGAUAACGAAACAGCGAUCGUCCCUUCGAAUAUUCUCCAUUCCAGCGGAAAUCGUUUUGCAAAGGUCGAUGUAAGCAAAACCUGGAACACGGGUAAUUUCGGGCCGGACGCGAUUGCGUUCACCGUUGAUCGUCCGGGAAUUUCCAUUGCGGGAGCUUGUGUUUAUUCCGGAUCCGGUAGCUACGAAUACCAACUGGAACUGCUGUACGAUAGUAUGGAGUCGAAAAGCCAGCUUCAGCACAAAUGGGAAGUGAUCGAGUCCGUCGUGGGUGCUUACGAGCAAAGCAUGGUGAAAAACUUUAUGACGGAGAUCAAGUUCGAUCGUGCCGUCAACAUAAAGGAGAACGUACGAUACGCGCUGCGACUGUGCUCUCAGGGAGCUCGAACGUGUUCCGGCGAUGGAGGCUUUGCGGCCAUUCGUGGACCGUGCGGAGCAACGUUCAAGUUUUAUCCGUGCGAUCUCAGCUUCAACGGGACGACUCCGGCUCGCGGACAGAUUCCUAGCAUCCUGUACUACAGUAUUCCGUCCAUUAACGAUAGCUAUUCGGGAAAGUGCAGCAAGGAAUCCCACGCACGGGAUAUCGCUUUGCACAUCUCUACUGAUGUAACCUCCCGGUGCAAGGAUCUGUUGAUUCACGCAAGAAACGCAAUUGCAUUUUCGUCGACUUCAAGCGAUAAGAGCUCCAAUUCUUCGCACAACACACAUACCAUCGACUCGGAGCAUAACAUAACGCCCAUCGAGGAGCAUUUAGACAUUGCUUGGAUCAACAACUCGGACAUUGCGAACGUCAACAACGUGACAAGCGCCAAUUUUGAUCAUAACAAUACAUCAACCGCUAAGGACAUUACGAAACGCAUAGAAAACUUUUCAAAAGGUAUCAUCGAAACGCUAAAGUUUGACAAAAAGUCACGCAACUCGAUUGACUUUGAUAUCGAGAUUGAAAUUGGUGCCGAGGAGAUCACGCCGAAUGAUUACAUAGACGAUCGAAACAACAAGUUGGACUCGAUCUCGAAUGGGAAUUCUUCCGGAGUCGGAAUGCAUAGCAAAGCUGAAAACUUUUCAAUAUUGAACGACGCUGGAAGUGACGUCGAAGAGUUCAACCAUCAGCUCAAUCAAGAACGCAUCAUCCAACUCUUCUCCGCUGACGAUUCGUGCCUAUUUACAAUGCUGCUACCCCUGACGUUUGCUCACAUCGGUCCGCUGGUCUGCAGCAAUCUCAAAAGUUCCGUCGAAGUUCUGAGUCUCAUUCGCGCCAUCCUGCCGCAUGUGUCCGCGCUAAAUCAGAUCAACAAUUUCAAGCUGUACGAUAAACCGGAACUAGAGACAUCACGCAAGACUGCGACCGCAGACCAGAACGAUCUGUGCACGACCAGCCACUACUACUGCAUCGUCGAGAGUGAACAUCCGUACAAGUCCAGCACGGUGGCAAACUACCGCGUAGAGUUCCCCGCGAGUGUUCGCUGGAUAACCAUCGAGUUCGAUCCGCAGUGUGGUACGGUCCAGCCGGAGGAUUACGUCCACGUAAAGAUACCGCAGUAUUCCGAGCGAAGCUCGGAGCAGGCUUUCGUCAACGACAACCACGCUGCGUCGUUGGCAUCGGCUACUUGCCCACGAAAGAGCAAGGAGGUCAAGUUUGAAAGCAACUCGAAACCGUCCAAUUGCAGCCAGAAGGAUGAGCAAAGCGAGAUAGAUUGGACGAUUAUUAAGAAGUUUAACACAUCCUCAAACUGGAAUAGCAACGCCAUCGUGCUGCCUGGCAACAAGCUGGAGAUUUCGCUGGAAACGGCCUCCACGUACGUGCGCGAGCACAAAGGCAACAAGUACGGCUUCAAGUGUCUGAUCAUCGGGUACGACAACAAAAACCAGAUGAAGUAUCCGAGUACGUCGUUGAUACACCUCGAGUACGAACUGUCCUACCUUGGGGGCUUGUGCAGUGCAAACCUGCUGAAGAAGGAUCUCAUAUUUUCUGAUGACAUAACGGAGAACAUUGCUAACGUCGAGGAAACGCUGAACAAGCAUACGGCUUUGUUGUCCAAAGGAUUGAUGGUGUCGGACACGGUGCUGACUAUCGGUAAUGCACUGGAGUCUAAUCUACCAAUUACUGAGCAAAGCUAUGAAAAGCAGUUCCUCAAGGAUUUUAUUUACGUCGCGGCGGGUUCCCCCGGGGCUCGGCUGGCUGCCUGGCUUCAACCCGAAUCUCGGCUGGACCCGAACAAGUGCGAGAUCAAAAUGUCGCAAGAACCGCUGCGUUGCGGUUGGCCUUCGCAUUUCAUAAUCGAAACACGCGACCAGUACGGCGACGAGAUCUUCGUCCCGGGAAUUAAGAUCGAAGUGAAAGCCUCCCUCGGCAGCAACCUUAUCUCGGAGGGCAAUCGGAAGAUGCACAUGAAGUCCCGCAACGACUCGCUGUAUCUGGGCGGGGCCGCACUGCCUCCGAAAAUCGGCUACGAGUGCACCUUUAAGGAGAAAGAAAAGAGCUGCCUAAAGGCAAUUACCGCAAUGAAACCAUAUCAGCCGUACUCGUUCGAAGAGUUGCGUUACUGUAACACGAUCCAAAGCAAAACCACCGAGAUCCUGACCGCAAACGAUCUAGGCAACAACACGUACGGGGUGUUCUGGACGCCGAGCGUUCCCGGGAACUACAGUCUGACCAUCACGAUCGAUGGGGUUUGCGUGGAGGAAAUCUAUCGCGUCGACGUGAUUGAUGCCGGACUGCCGCCGUUGUCGCAGGAAACCACACUGAAGAAGGUGCAGCCGCCGACCAAGCUGAGGAAGUUUAUCGCGAAAAAUUCGGCCGGAUUGCGCGUCCGGUUGCACCCCACGCUGCAGUCGGACCAGAUUGGGAUAGUGAAGCUGAACGGUAUCGUCUCCUACAUCGACGAGAUGGAGAACGACGAUGGUUUGUGGGUGCGGCUAUCGACGGAAUCAAUCCGUGAGCAUUGCACCUCCAGCUGGUUCCCAACGGAAGCGUGGUGUCUGCAGUACAACCAGCACCUGGGCAAGACACUCCUACAUCCGAUCCUGGAGUCCAGCUCAACCAAAGCUUUGAUGGAACAGGUAGAUCAAAGCAGUCCCACAACUUCUGAUGCAAAUGAAGAAAAUGAGAAUACCAUUGAUUAUUUUGAUUUUAUGAAGACGGAUCGUCCCACCGACGAGGCGUCAUCCGCAAACGAUGGCGAGGAACUGGUCGCCGCCGCUAAGCUACUCCAGAUCACAGAGCAACCUCCAACAACAGAUGAAAGUCCAGCCAAUGCGGCGGCGGCUGCGGCCGCGGCGGCAAACAUUAACAUUGCCAACUUGAACCAAAGCAAUAUUGGAGCCGCAAUCGCGGGCGUUGUUGGCGGCGGGGCCAAAAAGAUGCAAGCCCUCCAGAAGUGGCUCAAGGGGGACAGCUUCGAAGAGAAUGAAUCUCCCCGGAAGCGCAAAAGUGAGGGCCACGAUCCAAGAAGUCUGGGAAAUCGAUCCUUUGACCGCAGCCGAAGCGUUAGCCCGGAGAUCUUUUCACUGAGGAGGUGUGACUCGUCCAGUAGUAACAAAUCCGAUACCUCAAAGAAUUUGCAGUACAAAAGUGUAUCGAAAUCGGAUGGCAGUAUGGAUGACCGCAAAUCUCCAGAAAAUCUCGCCGCUCCAGAUGGAAACUUCUCCACCAGCAUUCCGCCGUUCAACAGCAAAUCGCUGAAAAUCGAAUCCAAAGAACUGCCCAAACGUGCCCUUUCGCCAUCGAUCGCCGAAACUCUACGCGCCGUAUUUUCCGCCUUUCUCUGGCACGAGGGACUCGUCCACGACGCCAUGGCUUGCGCGUCCUUCCUCAAGUUUCAUCCCAGCAUUUCGAAAAAGGAGAGCGAGAAUAUGCCCGUUGGAAAUCCACACGAGCAUCUCCUGACUAGGGAGCAGAAGGUGUUACAGCGUCACUCAGUUGAGAUUUCGAAUGCCGGGACUUAUUUGAACAUUCGACCUUCGACGCUGGAAACGCUGGCCAAGAUUGGAAACUGUUGCGUGCACAACAGAAAGUUGCGCAAUCGAAAUGCGGACAUUUUCUCUUCUAAAGAUGGCGAAUAUCCACAACCAAGUGCGCUGCCUCCCGCGUUACGGUGCCUCGUGUACGUCUGGGAUCAGCUUUGCUGCAAUUUCAUACACUUGGUGGAGACCAACUCCAAUGAUAAGGAAAAUGAUUUUAGCUCGCUCAAGUCGAACAAAUCGACUGAGGAAAAGUCGGCCAACAACCCGAAAGCCGCAAACCAGAAAAAGGUCGAGGACGGCUGUUGGUGCGAGUUGUGUGACGUUUUCCUGCCGAUUCCGGUUACGUAUCACAUGCGGAUCGUUCAUCCAGGCUGUGGCAAGUACGCCAAAGGAAAGGGUUACAACUCGAUUGGCGUGUACUGCGAGGGAUGGGCCGGGAACUGUGGCGACGGUGGCCAGGGCGUGUCCAGCUGGUAUCUCAUGUGUGAAAAAUGUAGACAAAAAUAUGUCAACACAGCUAAAGUGUCGAACAAUGUCAACUUUAACGGUGCGAAUCAAACAGGUGGAAAGGGGGAAGGUGGUUCCAACAUUUUGCUAGGUUUUGGAGCGGAAUCCACAAUUCCAUCUGAGCUGUUUACCAUAAUGAAGGAGAAUUCUUUUUUCCUGCUCGAACUGAACUCUUACAACGGAGGGCUUAUCAACAAAUCCGCAAACGGCACUUCAGAUGCAGCUGCAGUUCAUGAACAAUCAACUAGCAGCAGAUAUAAGAACGUUGAUUUGAAUGAUUCGUACGAUUCGAGCUAUUACUUUGACGAUAAAAACAUUCACUGGAGUGGUGGUGAACUAAUGUGGCCACCACCAGAACUGCUCGCUAGCAUGGAAACCCUCGGGGCAAAAACUAACAACGAUCUAACCUGCGACUUGCUUGGGAUGAAUCUUGGUGAUAUGCAUGCUUACGAUUUUAAGGUAAUCGAAGACCUCUCGAUGGAGGCGGCUGAUUCGUACAUGAAAAACAUCCAAACGUCGCCGGCAAUUCCGUCCACGAGUAAGUUUCAUCGGAGCUUCUCAAUGGGCCAGGGUUGGAACACACCACAGAAUAAGCUCGCCACAGAGUACAAUCCGGUGGGAAAGGGCGAAAUUGGUGGCAAGGGCGAUGGUCCCUGCAAUGUGGUUAUGAGGCGUAAAAAGCAGUGCACGUGUACGAGUGGGGACUCGAAUCUUCUAAACUAUCCUUCGGUUAAUUUGCAAAAACUUGUUCCGGAGCACUUGUUGAAUAACAGUUUGGUUAAAGAAAACAUUCCCAACAGUAGAAGUAAAAACAAAGUGAACAACAAGAUCAAUGAUAAGAACAAUCUUCAGACAAAUCCCCGCGCGACACUGCUGGCGAGUGGAAAGAGACCGGAGGAAAUAAAUUUCUCGGAGUUCCUCGAGAUGUACCACAGCAACGCUCGAGAGAGCAGCGAGAAGCUGAAGAACGUUGAUGAAAAGUCGGACGGUUCUGGAUCGGGUAGUUCGGGCAACUCGGCAUAUAAGCUUGAUGUUCAGGCGGGAGCUCUGUCACUGCUCAAUCGUCCGUCGAUGAUUUUUAUGCUGGAGAAGCAUGACCUGAAAAAGCUUCGCCAUUUGAUGACCCGGAAUCUGCGGAAAACAAUUUGCAACAUUUACAGCUUGCAAGCCCUAAAUUGGCUGCUUCGAUCCGUGACGCAACCGAUCGGACUGCACGACAUCAUGUGGUGGUUCAUUUCAUCGCUUUCGUACUCGACACACGACUGCGAGGAUGAACCCAAGCUGGACGAGGGAGUGCUUGGUCUGGAACAUCCGGGCUCGAACCAGUUCAACGGACCACUCUCGCAAACGCUCUCCCAAAGUUUGCACUCGCUGCUGCACACCAUUGCGGAUCUAACGCUGCUCCUGCCGUCGGGAUCGUCCUUGCAGAAGACUGCCGUCCAGUGUUUUGGGUUGAAGUUCAAACAAUCCGACCACCAGUUCUUGCACCGGUCGCACGUUUUCGGGAACAUUUCGAAAAUUUUGUCGAAAUCCGAGGAGCAGAACGAUGAAAAUCUGCUUCCGUCAGUGGCCAUGUUCAAUUCCUACUCGAAUGCCGUCGAUGUGUUUACGGAGGAAUGCAUCCGGAUCAGCAUGCUCAGCGAUAUUACGGAGAUUUUCGAUCUUGUAGUUUCAUCGCGACCUGCGUUGGCAAAUUCGUUGAUAGACAACUCGACGGAGACAUUCUGGGAAAGUGACGAGGAGGAUCGGAACAAACCUAAGAUCAUCGAACUGACUAUGAAUCGAACCAAUUACCACUGCAAGGUUAUCUGUAUUCACAUCGACAACAGUCGGGAUAUUGGGAACAAAGUGUCCAGCAUCCUUCUGUACGGAGGCAGCUCGUUUGGCGAAACAUCACUCCUGAAGACCAUUGACGUCGAUCCACUUGUGUGCAGCUGGAUUUCGGCAACAAUCUCCGACGACGAGUGCACCCAUUACCGGAUGGAAUUCCGUGGCCCGGAAGCGACCCUCCGCGUUCGUCAGAUUAAACUGCUUGGCUACACGGCCGAAGACAAAGCUUCCCAGUUCAAGCAUAACCUUAAACACACUAGCGCCAAUUACAUCCAGCAGAAAAACUGCGAAGCAGAAACGCUGCGUGUUUUCCGUCUACUAACGGGACAGGUGUUCGGGAAGCUAAUUCUCGAGAGUGGUAAAAAUUUCGGUGCAAACACCCCGACUUCGUCCAAGAUCACCGAAUCAACCGUCAUCUCUUCCUCAACGGAGUCGCUCGAUUUACGCGAGCACAUGGUCGGCAUUUUGUUUAGCCGUAGCAAGCUGAGUCACCUCCAGAAGCAGAUCAUCGUCCACAUUGUGCACGCCAUCCAGAAGGAAGCGCUGCGCUCACGGGAAGAGUGGGAGCACAACGUCAUGUUCAGCGCGGACAAUGAAACCGACUUUGAGGAGAAUCUCAAGCUGAACGACACGUACUGCUUUGAAAUGCUCAGCAUGGUGCUGGCGCUGUCCGGAAGUGCCGUUGGUCGAUCGUAUUUGUCACACCAGCACGGUCUGCUGAAGGAUUUGUUCUCGCUGUUGCACACAGGGAGUGAUCGCGUCCAGAGGCAGGUCACGGCGCUGAUCCGGCGCAUUUUACCGGAAAUUUCACCAGAGACGCUGUGCGAGCUGCUUGGAGUGGAGAAGGUUCCGGAGAUUGACUUUAAUCUGCUCAGUCAGAACAAUGAGAUGUUUAAUAUGAACAAAUGUGGUAUUUUGGACAUUUUCCUAGCCGUAAUUGCGAAAGCCCUUCAGGUGCAGAUCAAGGUGAAGAACAACUCGAACAAAAAUCCACCAACCAUGAAGCUGUGGCGAUACAUGAACAUUUGCAAAAUUGACGACUAUGAAAAGUCCACGCUAAACAAGCUUUCGAUGACUAAUUCCCAAUUCAGCAACGCUGAAUCGGACCGCCCGGGUGGUGCUACUGGCCAAAGGGACAACAGCCCGGCGGUGGAGCAGUACGACUUUGAGGGCUCGUCAUCGGAAUUCCUAGAUGACAAAACCAACGACGACAAUUCGGUUGACUUUGACGGCGUUGGAGCGGUGUGCUCUUCGAAGCCGGGCAUUCGGAUCGAGACGGUCGGGGUGAAGCCGCGGUGGUUUUUGAACGGAACAAUUUCGUCCAAACAGGCGGAUAAUAUUAUGACUUUGAUUCGCGACAUGGCGCAUGGUAAACUGUCGGAAAAGUGGUCACUCAUCACGAAGGCUGCCAUCGCGGAGUGUAUUCUGAACAUAACGAGGCUUUCGGACGUUUAUCGGGUGCCGGAGACGUGCAUGACGACUCCGACACUGUGGCUUGCGCUGGCCAGUUUGUGCGUCCUGGAUCGUGACCACGUGGAAAAAUUAUCGUCCAGCCAGUGGUCAAAACAGUCCGAGUCUCGGCCGCUUUGCUCAAAUCACGACGAUGAUGUUACGUACGCCAUGAUCAUCUGCAGCUUGUGCGGUUCGCUGUGCUCCGAUUGUGACCGGUUUCUGCACUUGAACCGAAAGACCCGAAAUCAUUAUCGCACGGUUUGCAAAGAGGAAGAGGAGGCCAUUCGGGUCGAGCUGCACGAAAGCUGUGGCCGGGCCAAGCUGUUUUGGCUGUUGGCGCUUGUCGACUCGAAAACGCUCAAGGGAAUGCUCGAAUUUCGCAAUGGAAACAACACGCUGGUUUGUGAUCCGCCAAACGCCGCGAUUGGCGUGUGCCGGUUUUGCGGAGUGACUGGCAGCACCGGUCUGUUGGCAGUGGGAAAUGUUUGCGUGGACCAGCAGUGCCAGGAGUACGCGGCAAGUGCUUGUGCGAAAAUCCAUCCGUGUGGCCAUCUGUGCGGUGGAAUCGUCAACGAGGAAAAGUGUCUGCCAUGUUUGCAGCAAAAGUGUCUCACGUCCGAGGGUAAGGCCAGCAGUGGCAGCGGAGCGGAGCAACCGAAGUUAACGCAGGACGCGGACGACAUGUGUAUGAUUUGCUUCACUGAGGCCCUCUCGUCGGCUCCGUCCGUUCAGCUGGACUGUGGCCACGUGUUUCACUUCCACUGCAGUAAGGCGGUUCUGACCAGGCGGUGGAACGGGCCGCGCAUUAGUUUCGGGUUUUCACAGUGUCCCAUCUGCAAGAUGGACAUUCAGCAUUCGGCGCUGGCGGAAAUAUUGGAUCCGAUCGUUGCGUUGAAAGCGGAUGUCAAGCGAAAGGCGUUGAUGAGGCUCGAGUACGAAGGCCUGGCCAAGAAUCUCGAUAGCAAGGAUCUGUCCACUUACGCUAUGGAACGCUACGCUUAUUACGUUUGCAGCCAAUGUGAAAAGGCUUAUUACGGUGGCGAGGCUCGGUGCGACGCCGAGCUGGGCGAGAACUACAACCCCCAGGAGCUGGUAUGUGGCGGAUGCAGCGAUGUGGUCAAGGCCAAGAUGUGUCCCAAGCACGGGACCGACUUUCUCGAGUACAAGUGCCGCUACUGCUGCUCAGUGGCGGUCUUUUUCUGCUUCGGCACGACACAUUUUUGUGACACGUGCCACGACGAUUUCCAGCGGCUGACUAACAUUCCGAAGAACAAACUGCCAAAGUGCCCGGCGGGUCCCAAGGCAAAGCAGCUGAUUGGGGAGGAGUGUCCGCUGCACGUUAUUCACCCGUCCACCGGGGAGGAGUUUGCCCUGGGCUGCGGGAUUUGUCGCAAUGCUCACACAUUUUAGGGGUUUGUAU
Molecule: messenger RNA, 14577 nt
Organism: Culex pipiens pallens (northern house mosquito)
Lineage: Eukaryota; Metazoa; Arthropoda; Insecta; Diptera; Culicidae
Product: E3 ubiquitin-protein ligase highwire-like
Exons: 36
Coding region: 117-14567 (4816 amino acids)
Cellular component (GO): nucleus
Source: RefSeq, a predicted model, not a curated record